UUGAGGAUCAUGGCUUUUCUUAAUUUCUCCAAGGAUAUCGUUGAUUGCUCUGAAUUUGGAAAUGGCUCCUGCCAUGACAGUCCCAGGUCAGCAAGUAUACGCGGAGUCAUGUACACAUCCAUGACUGGAGUCAUCAUCCUCACAGUCUUGGGGAACUUGGCAAUCAUCCUUUCAAUCUCCUAUUUCAAACAGCUGCACUCCCCAACUAACUUUCUCAUCCUCUCCAUGGCAGUUACUGACUUUCUCCUUGGCUUCUUGAUUAUGCCCUAUAGCAUGAUCAGAUCUGUGGAGAACUGCUGGUACUUCGGGAUCACCUUUUGCAAAAUCCACUACAGCUUUGACCUGAUGUUCUGCUUGGUUUCCAUCUUCCACCUUUGCUCCAUUGCUGUUGAUCGUUUUUAUGCCAUCUGUUAUCCUCUGCAUUAUUCGUGCAAAAUGACUGUUCCUGUGAUUAGGCAACUGAUAGCCAUUUGUUGGUCAGUGCCAGCUGUCUUUGCUUUUGGGGUGGUUUUCUCUGAAGCGUAUGCUUCUGGCAUUGAAGGCUAUGAGAUUUUAGUGGCCUGUUCUAGUUCCUGUCCAGUUAUGUUUAAUAAAAUGUGGGGAACGAUUCUCUUCUCCUUUGGCUUCUUGACUCCUAGCUGUGUGAUGAUAGGCAUUUACGCAAAGAUUUUUGAAGUGUCCAAAAAGCAUCUGAAUGUUAUAAAAAACAAACCAGAAAGUUCCCACGAUAACAAGCCAAACCAGCUUUCCAAGAGUAAAGACAGGAAAGCUGCUAAGACCUUGAGUAUAGUGAUGGGAGGGUUCCUCUUUUGUUGGUUUCCAUGUUUCUUUACCAUUUUAAUUGAUCCAUUUAUAGGUUUCUCAACGCCUGCAGUAUUAUUUGACACUUUAACAUGGUUUGGCUACUUUAACUCCACCUGUAACCCAUUAAUUUAUGGCUUUUUCUACCCAUGGUUUCAAAAAGCACUUAGAUUCAUUCUCUUAGGAAAGAUUUUCCACCAACAUUUCUAUACUGCUAACCUGUUUCCUGAAAACCAAUAA
Molecule: messenger RNA, 1041 nt
Organism: Hemicordylus capensis (graceful crag lizard)
Lineage: Eukaryota; Metazoa; Chordata; Lepidosauria; Squamata; Cordylidae
Gene: TAAR2
Product: trace amine associated receptor 2
Exons: 1
Coding region: 10-1041 (343 amino acids)
Biological process (GO): G protein-coupled receptor signaling pathway
Cellular component (GO): membrane
Molecular function (GO): trace-amine receptor activity
Source: RefSeq, a predicted model, not a curated record